AUGCCCCUAUGUUAUUUCUCUGGGAAGAAUGUUCAAGGGAGUGGGCCGUCACCUUUUAGGUUUCAGCAAAUGUGGGUGGAUAAUGUUGAUUUUAAUAGAUGUGUACAAGAGGCUUGGGAACAAUCUGAUGUUGGCAGUGGUCUCAUGAAACUUGCUGCAAAAUUAAAAAGGGUGAAAGUAGCUCUAAAAGGAUGGAAUAAGGAAGUGUUUGGAUGGACGAUUGGGCACAUUCAGGAAUUGGAAAAGAGAAUUGAGUGGGUGGAGGAGAAGCUGCAAAUGCGGUAUGAAGAAGAAGUGGAGCUUGUCCUGAUUGCUUCAAAAAUGAAGUUGGAUACCUGGAUGCACCAUGAAAAUGUUCGGUUAGCUCAGUGUGCUAAGGUUAGAUGGUGGGGACAUGGUGAUAAAAACUCUCGGUAUUUUCAUGCUAUUCUAAACAAACAGAAGCAAGAAAGGAUUGUGGAGAUGAGUCUUCCGAAUGGGUCCACGUUAAGAUCACCUAUGGAAAUUUAUGAUGGUGCGGUGCAAUAUUUCAUGGAUUUCUUGGGGCAAUCUACAUGUGUAGUGUUACCAGACUUGAGCGAUUUAGUGGCUAAUGAGAUCUCGGAGGAUGAUAAUUCGAGACCUUAUUCGUUGCACGCAGAAUAA
Molecule: messenger RNA, 645 nt
Organism: Juglans microcarpa x Juglans regia
Lineage: Eukaryota; Viridiplantae; Streptophyta; Magnoliopsida; Fagales; Juglandaceae
Exons: 1
Coding region: 1-645 (214 amino acids)
Source: RefSeq, a predicted model, not a curated record